Racocetra persica is the source of this 396-nucleotide messenger RNA. NCBI's taxonomy places the organism in Eukaryota, Fungi, Glomeromycota, Glomeromycetes, Diversisporales, Gigasporaceae. The record is from the annotation of a GenBank genome assembly.
AAGCACAUGUUAAAGAGUUUAUAUCGGACGAAAAUAGCAAAUUUUCAUUUCCUAAAGAGCAUGGUCAUUCUGAUGAAGAUGCCGAGAGAUACCAAGAAAUUGCAGAGAAAGCUCAUAAACAUUUAACAUCGACUGGAGAACAUGAGGCCGAAAUUGAUCAUGAGUCGAUUCGUGACAAACAUAAGAAAAUUUAUGAAUCGGAUAAUGUAACAGAACAUUCUGAUGAAGAACUUGGUCACGCUGCAGCUUUUGAAGCAUUGAAAAAAAUGUGUAGUGGCGAAUCAUAUGAUAAAUCUGCACUUCUUUCAUUGGCAAUGAGUGAAGGCAUGAAGCUUUGGAAAAAAAAACAAGCCGCUGGUGAUGGUGAUGGCGGUGGGCAAGAGGAAAUUUUAGGAG